Trematomus bernacchii (emerald rockcod) is the source of this 3067-nucleotide messenger RNA. It is a transcript of the gene tcf19l, whose product is annotated as transcription factor 19 (SC1), like. Bases 866 to 2545 code for a protein of 559 amino acids. Gene Ontology annotation, cellular component: nucleus. NCBI's taxonomy places the organism in Eukaryota, Metazoa, Chordata, Actinopteri, Perciformes, Nototheniidae. The record is from RefSeq and is a predicted model, not a curated record. Gene Ontology annotation, biological process: regulation of gene expression. The transcript has 6 exons. Gene Ontology annotation, molecular function: protein binding.
UUUCAAAGCACUUCCUCCCGGGAGGACAGGAGGUGAAAAGCUGCACCGAACCAAGCGAACAACGGCGAUAAAAACCUGCAGAAACAAAACAUUUUAUUCAAAGUUUAUGAGCUGAAGCCGCUGGUGGAGCAGUCGACGGUGUUUUUUCGGCAGCUGGUUGAGGAAUAAUUCACAUAAAGAGGGAAUGCCAUUGUUAUCAGACGGCACUGCCAGGCUUCUCACCUGUGAGACGGCUGAUGUCAGGAGCCUGGGAUUUUAAUCUCUCACACACACUUAAACACAGGCUCAGAUGACAGCUGUUCAAACCUGUUAAUAUAUUAAACGUCAGAACUCAGGCUAAAAGUCACGGCUGUCAAGUUUCUAUGGCAGGUUUGCUUUUCAUGGUUUUAAUAUUUACUGCACCUUUCCCAUUUAGUGGUAACACGCAGGCUGUCCACAUUACUAAAGAUCCAUCUUCUUACAGCCUCCACUCCAUGGAGGAUUGAAUUUGUUUGAGUUUGAGCUCAUGACAGAGUGCAGUAGCUCAUUUCCACACUUCACCAGCUUACACAGGGCUCCAUAUCCUCAUUAUUUAUUCAUGUAUUCACGGCAAGGCACAACAAGGCAUCUGCUUUCCAUACUAAUGCAAGCAACUGUUGCUCAAACAGCUGCACCUGCCUGUAACCAGGCCUGAGCUUAGAAUAUUUGAUCUUGUAGAUUCUUACAAGUUCACAUGCCUUUUAAUUUAACUUCUGUCCACUAGCAAAGAGUAUAUCCCACAAUGGAUCUUAACCUGCUGUAGCUCAGGGCCUGUCACAGAUAUUGUGUGGCCUCUGGGUGGGGUCAGGGGGGGUUCAGCGGUGGCAGACAAUCAAAGCCUUCAGUCAUGCUGUGCGGGGUGCAGCCGUGCUUCCAGUUGCUGCGGAUCGGGUCGUCUGCAGGGGACUCGGCGAGGGACCUGUACACCUUUAGGCCGGCGCUGAGCCACUCGGUGUUCAGGUUGGGCCGGGCGGCGGAGCUGUGUGACGUCACACUGGACUCCACUUCGGUGUCACGGAUCCACGCCGAGCUGCACGCAGAGAGGGAGGCGGGGGAAGGGGAAGAGGCGCCGCAGGAGGAGGGCUGGAUGGUCCACAUCAAGGACAGGAGCAGUCAUGGCACCUGGGUGAACGAGGUCCGCCUCCAGCCCGGCAUCCAAUGGGAGCUCUCAGACGGGGACACGCUGACCUUCGGGGGCCAGUCAGCUCCAGGGAGCCCCGAGUUCUACUUCCUCUUUCAGAAGGUCAAAGUUCGUCCGCUAGACUUCGAUGCCAUCACGAUUCCAAAGGCUGGCACCUUCUCCUCCGACCUUCAGAACCGGAUCAGAACCAACCAGGAGCGUAAAGCGGCCGCCAACCUGGACCUGUCCAAGCUGUCCAUCAACCGCUCCACCGUCAUCCUCAACUCCAUCGGCAGUCUGAGCAAGAUGAAGGGCAGUGCCUGGACCUUCAAGAGAAGCCACAGCAACGAGGGCACCGCCUCGGACCCCGGCUCCUCCUACUCCCCCCCCCUGGAGGUGGGCAUGUCCUCUCUGCUCCCGCCCUCCACGCCUCCAUCCUUCUCAGCUGCUUCAGUGCCUUCAUCAAAGUUCCAGCAGCCGACCUCCAGGAGCCGCAGGAAGUCGGCCCACACCGUGCUGCUGGAGGACGACAGCUCCGACGAGCCCAGGGGUCGAGGAGCUCCAUCAGGAUCUGUGGAGGACGGACAGAGGUCAAGGGCGAAGAAGCGGCGGCGGCUCUACAAGUCUGAGUCGGAGACUUUCAGCCCCCCCCCUCUGCAGCUGCCGCCCCAGACCCACACCGACAUCCGGCGGCCCCUGGAGGCCAAGCCCUUCCCCGCCGGCAUCAGGACCAUCGGCAGUUUCCACGGCGCCAUGACCAACAGCCGUCUGAACCAGCACCUCCUCCAGGCGUCCUUCUCCAGCCCCGCCGCCCACAAACAGGAAGUGCAGGCGGUGCAGCGCGUACAGACGGUGACGCACGGCAGCAUCGCAGCGUUCCGCCAGCAGAAGUCUGCUCACUGCGCCCCCGCGUCACAGAGGGGCCGGCGGAGGUCCCUCUGCUCCCCCGUGUUCUCCCCCCUGGUGGUGGGAGGGGAGAAGUACAGCCUGGCCUCCCCCUCAGUGAGGAUCUGCACCGAGGAGAGAGGCAGGGUGCAGUUCAACAGGUUCCACCACCCAGCAAGUAAGCGACGGGGCCGGCCCAGAAAGAACCCGCUCCCCCUCCAGCCUUCCCUCCCCUCUCCCUCCUCCUCGUCCUCGUCUUCCACCUCCUCUGCCUCCUCCUCCUCGGGCUCCUCCUCUUCCUCCUCCGAUGAGGACGACGAUGACGAGGAGGAAGAGGAGGAGACUACAAGCGGCGCGGUGGAGCCGUGCGCGGCCCCCCGCUGCCGCCUCCCUCAGCAGGACACGGUGCAGUGGAUCCAGUGUGACGUGUGUGACGCCUGGUUCCACAUAGACUGUCUGCACGUGGACCGCAAGAAGCUGCUGAAGGACCCCAACGCUGACUUCCACUGCGGCUGUCGCUGAGGGGGGGGGGGACACUGGUGGUGUAAAAUAAAAGGCCCCAGUUAGACUUUCCACAUUUACCCCAUUUAAAUCUUUAUUUCCUUUAGCCACACCCGUGGAAAUCCUUUUAUUGAGGAUGCUAAUGGCAGGAAGAAGUCCCUGAUUACUCCAGCCUGAUGUCCCAAGUUUGAGCGUUUGUAAAAGUCCGACGGCAGCUCCAUGAACCUGCUGUCUGCUCAGUUUCAGGGCUCAGGCUUCGGAGAACAAACUGUAAUGAAAUGUCUCAGGCGGGAUUUCAUUAUGGCUUUGACUGCCUGGAGAGGUGCGGUCAGGGCGGGAAACAUGAUGAAAUGUUUCUGAGCAGCGUGGCUGUCGCUGACCAGAGGCUAGGGAGGCUGAUGGAAUGUUUCAGGUCCACGCACAUUCAACUUUAUCGGAUGUCUGCCGCCUUCACUGUUUUAGCGGCGAUUGUUCAGGGCAGAAAGGACCUUCAGUGGACAUUUACGGGAAAAAAACCUUCACACCCAUUGGGCUGUUUCUCCC